Molecule: messenger RNA, 2385 nt
Organism: Astyanax mexicanus (Mexican tetra)
Lineage: Eukaryota; Metazoa; Chordata; Actinopteri; Characiformes; Acestrorhamphidae
Gene: fez1
Product: fasciculation and elongation protein zeta 1 (zygin I)
Exons: 10
Coding region: 334-1518 (394 amino acids)
Cellular component (GO): axon; cytoplasm
Source: RefSeq, a predicted model, not a curated record
GUAGUGAUGCGCAGGCUCGGUGAGGAGGCUGCUGCUGCUGCUUAUUGAUCAAAAGACAAGCGGCUGCUUCAGGCUGAGGAACAGAGCGAGCCAGUCAGGCAGGGCAGGAAAAGCGAGGGAUAUUUAUAGAGAUAAAGAAAGAUAGAGAAAUAGAAAGAGGGAGAGAAAUGAAAGUGUCUGCCAUCAUAUCCUGCUGCAUGAUGGUGGUGUGGUUCUGACCUGCUUGGACUAAGGAGGGGCUCUCUCUCUAUCCUGCUACACAACAAGGAAAGACUCUACUGAAGACUGUGAUUGAGCUGAUCUUCAAGUCGCUGUUCAGUUGGAGGCAUCAGUAUGGAGGCUCCGCUGGUCUGCCUAGAUGAGGAGUUUGAGGAUCUCCGGCCGUGUAAGAUAGACGAGCUGGAUCCAGAACCAGCCCCCCGUCGGCCGUACGGGACGGUGCCUCUGGCCCCUCUGGGCCGGGAAGACUUCUCCGAGCUGGAGAACUUCUCAGAGAUGAUGAGUUUCAAGUCCAUGGAGGAUCUGGUGAACGAGUUUGAUGAGAAGCUGAACGUGUGCUUCCACAACUACAACACCAAGACGGAGGGCCUCGCUCCAGUUCGCAACCAGUCACACACCGAGGAGGAUGAGGAGCGGCUGCAGGAUGAAGAUGUGUGGGACGCUCUGACUGAUAACUACAUGCCAUCUUCUGUGUCCAGCUGGGACGGCCCCAUCUCAGAGACGCUGAAUGGCAACCUCUCAGAUGAUGAGAUCCAUGAAAAAGACGAGGAGGAGAUGAAUGAAAAGAACGAAAACGGCAAUUGUAUUAGUGAUGAGCCUCUUAUCACAGCUGAUCAGGUGAUUGAGGAGAUCGUGGAGAUGAUGGAGAAUUCUCCAGACCCGGGCGAGACAGAGGAAGAGGAGGAGGAAGAGAGCGGGGUGGUCUCCCCUAAAACCAACCCGUCUCUACUGGAGGAGAUCCGCCUGCUGUCUCAGGCCUCCAAUAACAACUGCUCUUAUGAAGGUCUGAGUCUGAUGCCGAGUUCGGCCUUAGUGGAUCUGUUGUGUCGCGUGGAGGCGGCUAUUCGUGAGUACUCGGAGGAGCUGGUGGCACAGCUGGCCCGGCGGGAUGAGCUGGAAUUCGAGAAAGAGGUGAAGAACACGUUCAUCACGGCGCUGAUGGAGGUGCAGAACCGGCAGAAGGAGCAGCGCGAGCUCAGCAAGCGCCGCCGCAAAGACAAGGCCAUGAGUCUGCAGGGGUCUACCCGCACGGAAAAGCCCAGCAGCAUGCCAGUCAAGAGGUUCAGUAUGGAGGGUCUGUCUAACAUCUUGCAGACGGGCAUAAGACAGACGUUCGGAAACUCAGGGACAGACAGACAGUACCUAAACACAGUUAUCCCAUAUGAGAAGAAGGGCAAUUCUCCAACUGUGGAUGAACUUCAGAUGCUCACAAAAAUCCUGUACGCCAUGAAAGAGGACAGUGAAAAAGUCCCAACUCUGCUAACUGACUAUAUACUAAAAGUUCUGUGUCCUACGUAAACUGCUCUGUAUGUUCUCCUGUCUUUGGGACUGUGAGGAAGGCUGGUGGUCUUCAUCCCCCUCUCUCUCUGUGCUCCAGUCCCAACUGCAUGAGCUCCCGACCCAUUAUCAACGAGGGACCCUUGACAUCUAACCAUCCUCCCUUCGCUUAGCUAAUCCAGCUCAUCUCACUGUCCUUCCUGCGCUUGCACAUAUCCACAAGGCCAGUACAGCAGCGCCUGGUGCUUUCCACCUUUUUUACAGUGUACUUUACAAUGGGCCAAAAGCCAUACGGAGCAUGUUAAUAGGGGAACAGGUAAAUACGAAAUCCGUCUCAGUCUCUGAUCAGGUAUUCUCUAUUCUUCUCCUGGUUUUUUUUUAGCUAAGCCCACGUGAGGGCGCUUCCUUUCAUUCUCAUCCAUUCAGGUCAGCAGGUGUACUGAGGGACAUCACGUAGAGACAUGGUCAAGCCUAGAUGAAUCGUUUGUGCACUUUUUCAACUAGUCUAUCCAUCCGUCUUCUCAUCCUUCUGCUUUAUGCUGUUUUAGUAUCGUGGCUUCAUUUCAGCAGCUAGCAUGCUUUAAUGUUCACCAUUAAUGCCAAUUUAUGGGGGUAUCCAUGAUGACAACCUGAGAUUUUGUUUUUUACUUUUUGUUUAUGUAUGUAUUAUUUUUUGACCAUUAACCGUUUGUUUUGAUGAUAUCAUCAUCAAUAUAUAUUUUUUUUAAACCAUGUAAUUUCUUACGAGAGUUAGAGUAACUGUCAUUUAUGAUGCCAUAUUACACUCAUAUCUUUUAUGUAUAUAUUUCUUGUUUACUAAGGGGCAUGAAGGAAAGCAAAGUAUGGCUGGAGUCAAAGUUCAAAUAAAUGUCGAACCCUGUGGAAAAA